UUCCUACUUUAUCGACUCGUGGCCAUUGUUUUGAUUGUUGACGUUUGUUUACAUCGUUUACAUUUAAUCGGAAUUUAAUUUGCUCAGAAAACAAAUAUAAUACAUCUAUUAUUCUAUUUUAGUGAAAAUAACUGUCAGUAAAUCUUGCUAUUGAAUAUUUCUAAGACAUUCUACAAUUUUAUGGAUAUGAAACGUGGUUAUACAUUUCCAAUAACUGCAAUGGAUAUAUCAGACGAAGUUCCCAACAAAGUUGCUUUGGUGGAAAGAAUUGAUUGUCCCUUGGGUGUAAAAUUAGUUAAUCCUCGUUAUACGAAUAAAAAAGCGCCAAACGACUUAAUAGAAUUAGCAACAGAAAUUCAAAAGGCCAGUGAGUUUGUUAAUGCCAAUACUUGCAAUAAAUUACAAAUAAUAGCGGAGCAAAUGAGAUUUUUAUAUAAACAAGCGGAGAAAGUGUUAUCAGAGACAAAAGAAAAUAUGAACUUGCAUUAUGCCGCUUGUAAUUUUGUGAAACAACGUGGUAGCAUAUAUCAUUUAUAUCAGAGAGAAUCUGGCCAAUGUUAUUUAUCUAUGCUCAGUCCAGAGGAUUGGGGUAAUUCUGGACCUCAACAAUCAUAUAAAGGCUCCUUCAGACUAGAACAAGAUAAUUCUUGGACUCCAUUAGCGCAAAUACAAUCUAAAGAUAAUGAAACUCAUGUUAUUAAUCAAAUUUUACAAAGUAACGAAAGUUCUCGACUUGCAUCAUUGCAAAAUUAUAUGAGUAUAGAUUAUUGAUUUUUAACUUUCAUCGAAACUUCCUCGAUUGUACAUAUUAUUUUUAUUCAUUUUCUCCUAAGAAAAUAUCGAAAAAGAAAUUUUACUAAAUUACCUAAUUUAUAAACUUUAAAUCAGAUGAUAAAUUUUAAUUGAAUUACUUUUCAUCGACGGAAUUAAACACUUUGUUUUAAUAUUUUGAA
Messenger RNA from Leptopilina heterotoma, 953 nucleotides. RefSeq lists its product as uncharacterized. The record is from RefSeq and is a predicted model, not a curated record. Lineage: Eukaryota; Metazoa; Arthropoda; Insecta; Hymenoptera; Figitidae. The transcript is spliced from 5 exons. Bases 181 to 771 code for a protein of 196 amino acids.